AUGUGGAGCCUCUCUGCAGAGGAGAGGGACAGGAGGCUGGUCCAUGCGGCUAAGCAGGGGGCAGUGGGGGAGCUGAGGGCGCUGAUCGCCGCAGGGGCCGACGUGGGGGCGAGGGGCGGGGGUGGGUGGACCGCCCUGCACUGGGCAGCAGCCAGGGGAGACGUCGAGGCGGCGAGGCUGCUGGUGGGGGCGGGGGCGGCGGUGGACGCCAGGGGUGAUGAUGGGUGGACGCCGCUGCAUUUCGCGGCAGCCUAUGGCCGCGCAGAAGUGGCGGCUGCGCUGCUCGUCGCGGGGGCCGACAGGGGGGCCACAACUCGUCGUGGGGAGACAGCGCUGGACUUCGCCAGGGAGUGCAACCACAGGCGGCUGGUGGAGAUGCUGUCAUGA
Molecule: messenger RNA, 387 nt
Organism: Schistocerca serialis cubense
Lineage: Eukaryota; Metazoa; Arthropoda; Insecta; Orthoptera; Acrididae
Product: 26S proteasome non-ATPase regulatory subunit 10-like
Exons: 2
Coding region: 1-387 (128 amino acids)
Cellular component (GO): nucleus; cytoplasm
Molecular function (GO): protein binding
Source: RefSeq, a predicted model, not a curated record